AUGGCACACCAAGCGAAUAUUGUAUCACAAAUGCUUUUUAUCGCAGCCGAUGGUCUAUUCAAGCGAGAUGUUUUCCGCCUUCCGGAUCCUUUUGCUGUUGUUACUGUGGAUGGAGAUCAAACCCACACGACGACAGUCAUGAAAAAAACGCUAAACCCUUACUGGAAUGAAAGCUUUGAAGUCAAUGUUAUGAAUAAGAGUGUACUUGCGGUCCAAAUUUUUGAUCAGAAGAAGUUCAAGAGAAAGGAUCAGGGCUUCUUGGGAACGAUCAACAUUCAAAUGGGCGAUGUUUUCGAUGUGAACAUAGGCGGUGAUGAAAUGCUGACAACGGAACUGAAAAAGUCGGGGUCAAAUGAUGUAGUCGUCCAAGGAAAGCUCAUCAUCAACAUCUCGUCGAACAUUGGCAGCCAGGCCACUAACGAACGCUCUCUCCAGGCGCCAGCAGCCUCCCAUCAAAGGACGCCCUCCUCCGUCUCAGCAGUGCCAUCCAAUGGUGCAUCCACAUCAGCAAAUCGUAACAGUACUUUGCCAGCCACAUCUACCAAUGGGACUCCAAUCUCUAGUGCCCCUGUAGCCCCUGCUGUGGCUGCGAACGGAGGUCGCCAGCUGUCUCCAUAUGAAGACCAGCAUGGACCUCUUCCACCAAGCUGGGAGCGUCGCGUGGAUCAACUGGGUCGCACAUACUAUGUUAACCACAACAACCGUCAAACAACAUGGACUCGACCAACUCUGACAGACUCAACUCCCGAACGCAACCAGGAAGCUACAAAUCAGACAGAAUUGGAGAGACAGCGGCAUAACAAUCGUGCGCUUCCUGAUGAACGAUCCGGAGGCAGUUCGCCGUUGCCGGGUGCAGGGACUUCGACCACGUCGCUGGCUGAGAACAGCUCGAACACAUCGCCAGCUGCCACCACUACUACAGUUCCAGUAGCUACGAAUGGUACAGGACAUGCGCCUAUCAACUUAAAUUCGACUACCGCUGGCUCAGGGCCUUUACCUGCAGGAUGGGAACAGCGAUUAACGCCCGAGGGCCGACCGUAUUAUGUGGAUCAUAACACUCGAUCAACAACGUGGGUCGACCCUCGACGCCAGCAGUAUGUUCGCAUGGCCGACCCCCGCAGCUCGACUAACCAAGUGGCGGUGCACCAGCAGCCCGUGUCUCAAUUGGGUCCCCUGCCAUCAGGAUGGGAGAUGCGCCUCACAAAUACGGCGCGCGUGUACUUUGUUGACCAUAAUACGAAGACUACGACUUGGGAUGAUCCUCGCCUACCAAGUAGUUUGGACCAGAGCGUGCCUCAGUAUAAGCGAGACUUCCGCAGAAAGUUAAUUUACUUCAGAUCUCAGCCAGCACUUCGUCCUGUCCCUGGCCAGUGCCAUAUGAAGGUCCGCCGCUCCCAUAUCUUUGAGGACUCUUACCAUGAGAUCAUGCGUCACUCGCCGACAGACCUUAAAAAGAGGCUGAUGAUCAAGUUCGAAGGAGAAGAUGGUCUCGAUUAUGGCGGUCUUUCAAGAGAAUUCUUCUUCCUGCUCUCGCAUGAGAUGUUCAACCCGUUCUAUUGCCUGUUUGAGUACUCUGCCCACGACAACUAUACCCUUCAGAUCAACCCGCAUUCAAGCAUUAACUCAGAGCACCUGAACUACUUCAAGUUUAUUGGUCGCGUUGUCGGCCUUGCGAUUUUCCAUCGUCGUCUUUUAGAUGCCUUCUUUAUCGUCUCGUUCUAUAAGAUGAUUCUCAAGAAGAAGGUUACCCUUGCGGAUCUCGAAUCAGUGGACGCAGAUGUUUACCGUAACAUGAACUGGCUGCUGGAUGAUGACACGGCUGCAGAGACGCUGGACACGACCUUCUCGACCAACGAUGAGCGCUUCGGAGAGAUCGUGACGAUAGAUCUGAAGGAGAAUGGUAGCAAUAUUCCAGUAACGGAAGAGAACAAGAGAGAGUACGUUGACCUGAUGACAGAGUGGAGGAUCACUCGUCGUGUCGAGGAGCAGUUCAAGGCCUUUGCGGAGGGGUUCCAUCAACUCAUCCCUCAGGAACUAGUCACGGUAUUUGACGAGCGCGAACUGGAGCUGUUGAUGGGUGGCAUCUCUGAGAUUGACUGUGAUGACUGGAAGAAGCACACGGAUUAUCGUGGAUACACAGAACAGGAUGAAGUCGUGCAGUGGUUCUGGAAGUGCAUCCGGUCUUGGGACUCUGAGAAGAAAGCGCGUCUAUUGCAGUUCACGACAGGCACCUCGCGUAUUCCUGUCAACGGAUUCAAGGACCUGCAAGGAUCAGAUGGACCAAGGCGCUUCACUAUCGAGAAAUCUGGGGAGAUUGGGCAGCUGCCAAAGUCGCAUACAUGUUUCAACCGUAUCGAUCUGCCUCCGUACAAAUCUUAUGAUGUACUAGUCAACAAAUUGACAUUGGCCGUUGAAGAAACAGUUGGAUUUGGUCAAGAAUAA
Gamsiella multidivaricata is the source of this 2442-nucleotide messenger RNA. RefSeq lists its product as uncharacterized. The coding region runs from base 1 to 2442 and encodes 813 amino acids. NCBI's taxonomy places the organism in Eukaryota, Fungi, Mortierellomycota, Mortierellomycetes, Mortierellales, Mortierellaceae. Gene Ontology annotation, biological process: ubiquitin-dependent protein catabolic process. Gene Ontology annotation, molecular function: ubiquitin protein ligase activity; protein binding. The record is from RefSeq and is a predicted model, not a curated record. The transcript has 10 exons.